Daphnia magna is the source of this 2837-nucleotide messenger RNA. Its product is annotated as opsin Rh4. The record is from RefSeq and is a predicted model, not a curated record. Gene Ontology annotation, molecular function: G protein-coupled receptor activity. The transcript has 5 exons. The coding region runs from base 268 to 2103 and encodes 611 amino acids. Gene Ontology annotation, biological process: visual perception; G protein-coupled receptor signaling pathway. Gene Ontology annotation, cellular component: membrane. Lineage: Eukaryota; Metazoa; Arthropoda; Branchiopoda; Diplostraca; Daphniidae.
GUCAACAAACUCGUCGCUCCGUUGAUGGAUUUUUUUAAGGGCGUGAAUCGACACAUUGACACACUCAAUCAUUCGUUCGUGCGUGAGUGCUAGUGUUCAGGUAUUAUUGAUCCCGCAAAAGUACUUCCAACAACAAUUAGUGUAUCGUCCUGAUUGCAACCUAAUCAAACUUAAGUCAUACAGUUCUUUCCGGCAUUCGCACUGAAGAUGUCGAGUUUCGAUGACUCUCGGACGCCCACCACAACUUAGAAGAGGUUGGUAGGUAAGAUGGAGGGGUCGUGUGCACCAGCAUCAAUCUUGAAUAGCAGUAGCUGGGAUCACUUUGCCGACCUGGCCAAUAACAGUCACGAUGCAGUGGUUGCAAGUGGUAAUAACGGUACGUGUGCGAUGAUUGAAUGGGACGAUUGGGACCUGUCGUUGUGGACACCGGAACAGCGAAAACUUUUGGAACAGAACGAAAUAUCACGUUGGAUUCAUAUCACGCUUGGCGUCUUUCUUACGCUGGUUGUCCUUUUCGGUGUCGCCGCCAAUUCCGCAAUCUUCUACGUCUUCUCGAGAUUCAAACGGCUGAGGACGCCAGCUAAUGUGUUCAUCAUUAACCUAACGAUUUGCGAUUUUUGCGCCUGCUGCCUACACCCAUUGGCAGUCUAUUCGGCUUUUCGGGGCCGCUGGUCCUUCGGCCAAACCGGAUGCAACUUGUACGGUAUGGGGGUGGCCUUUUUCGGACUGAACAGCAUCAUCACACUGUCGGCCAUCGCUUGCGAACGUUACAUUGUCAUCACGUCCAGCAGCUGCCGUCCGUCCGUGGCCAAGUGGCGGAUUACUCGUCGGCAAGCCCAAAACAUUUGUGCGGGUAUCUGGCUACAUUGUGCUGCGCUUGUUACACCACCAUGGCUCUUUGGUUGGUCCUCAUUUAUUCCGGAAGGAGUAUUGGUCACCUGCUCGUGGGAUUAUACAACGCGGACGCUCUCCAAUCGCCUCUACUAUUUGUACCUUCUCUUUUUCGGAUUCGUCAUUCCCAUUUCCAUCUUGACAUUUUGCUACGCGUCCAUUUUCCGGUUCAUCGUUCGCUCUUCCAAGGAAAUGACCCGGCUGAUUAUGACAAGCGAUGGCAGGACAUUAUUCAGCAAAACGACCGUGUCGUUCCGUAAAAGACGUCGGCAAACGGACAUCCGGACAGCGCUGAAUAUUUUGACUCUAGCUAUGCUCUGCUACACAGCCUGGACGCCUUACGCCAUUGUCAGUUUCAUUGGCCAGUUUGGUCCGGUCGAUGAGAACGGAGAGCCGAAGAAGCUCUCCCCCAUGGCCACAGCCAUUCCCGCAUUCCUGGCCAAAACAGCUAUUGUUUUCGAUCCGCUGAUCUAUGGAUUCUCAAGCCCUGAAUUCCGUUCUUCCGUUCGCCAGUUCUUCCGCAGUCAAAGUGCCGACACCAGCGUCAAUGGCGUCAUUCGUGCUGGAGCCAAUAACACGGCCAUGAUAGACAUCAGAAGACCAGUCAACGAGAAUGGUCAUCCAGCUCGUAGUAAUUUACAUGUCGUCUUCUCUUCUUUGAGUGACAGCAUCAAAAUCAAUUCGACUGAAUCGACCACCAAUAAAUUGAAUGACUCAUCGUCUUCAGUGCUCAGUCCGAAGCAUUUGGUAAACACUAAAUUGCUUGGACGCGGCAAUCAUCACCAACCAGGUGGAGAUGAAAAAUCAACAAAAUCUUGCGUGAAGCGCAACAAUAGUCUGAAUUAUCAAAGGAGUUGCAGGAUUCGGCGGAGGGCGAGCGUAGUCAGCAAAUACAGCCAUCGUUCGCUGCCUGCUGAAUCGUCCUCGAUGCGGCUGAUCGUGCUCGAGGAAGAGAACGAUGUUUCUUCGUGCAACCCGACAAAGCCAACUGAAGGAAAUUCAAGUCAAGUCCCGAAAGUAGAACAUUCGGUGCGAGUUUGUCUCGCAAAGUAUCCGAGACGACUAGUUUCCGAAUCGGAUCUCUUCCUUUACUCCAGAAGAUCAAGGGAUGUCCCUGGAAGCUUAACGCUAAGCAAAUCCUGCGACCAACAGAUCCAAGCUCCAGAAAGCGCCGCUAGAGAUCUAAAACGCCUAGGAGUCCACUUAGUCUAGUUAAUCGUCUCCUUCAAUUGAUGUAUAAUCCCUUUGCGGGUUUUUGCAUUUGCAACAUUUUGGCUUGUUUUCUUUUGCAAUGUCUGAUAUUCGUGUUGCAGGUUUUGUUGCUGGCGUACAGAAACCAAAACAACUUCGUCUUGCGAAAAAAAGAAAGAAAAAGAAACUGUAGCAAAUAUGUAACAGGCAAAGACACGUCGUUGGCCGGUGGAGUUAAACGGUUUGCAUUUGAAUUCCUCGAAUGAAAGGAUUUUAAGACAUCAAGGAUUUUAGUCACGACCCGGACGAAGAAAGCCAUUUUAAUUUAAUCACACAAACAAAUGUCCCCAAACCUGACAAUACGACUUUCUAACAGUGAAGCCAUAUACGGAAAUCGUUGAUUGGUAAAUGCACGUGUGGUAUAGAACUAGACUGCAAUUAAAGGAUAAAUAUUUGGGAGGUAUAUGCGCACAUUCCCGUCAAUGAAUUACCUGCCUUAAGCAUAUAGUUUCCUAUUGGCUUACAUUGUAUUGAGAAGAUGAGAUUCCUUUCAUGAUUUCAGUCUCGCAAUAAUUUGAGCAGCACCAGUUGUUUAUGGCCCAUACCAGUGCGAAUCACACCGGCAAACAAACACUAAAAGUUACGACCUGUUUUGAUGUCUACAUUUUGGAAAUAAACUAGGCUUAACAUGUUUAAUCGAAAAAAAAAUAUUGUUGGUGAAUACUGGCGUCAAAUAUACUAAAGGAAAGAUGCAA